Molecule: messenger RNA, 456 nt
Organism: Lactuca virosa
Lineage: Eukaryota; Viridiplantae; Streptophyta; Magnoliopsida; Asterales; Asteraceae
Source: the annotation of a GenBank genome assembly
AUGGCCAAAAAGUCAUCAGAAGAGAUUGGUUUCGUAUCAUACGCUCAGCUGGUAGGAGAACCAAUUACCCAAGGAUGGGUUUUCUCCACUGGUGCUUCAGUGCAUGUAUGCAACUCUAGAGAUAAGUUCGUUGACUAUCGUCCGGUCACCGGAAAGCAUGUGUCACAGUUAGAUAAUAGCAAAGUUAAUGUAUCUGGAAUUGGAUCGGUGACACUGAGGUUCACCUCCGGCCAAACGGUAACCCUCAAGGACGUUGUUCACAUUCCUUCGUUUAUCAACUGCUUCGUAUCGGUUGGACGAUUCGUCGAGGAAGGGUUUGCAGUUAGCUUUGAGUCGGAGAAAGCCAUGAUCUACAAGAAUAAGAAAUUUGUGGGAAACGGUUGUAUGCGACCAGGAGGUUAUCUUUUAAACGUUGAUAACGAUGAUCACCCCGCUGGAGCCGCUACUAGCACUUAG